This is a messenger RNA of Megalops cyprinoides (Indo-Pacific tarpon), 2154 nucleotides long. It is a transcript of the gene terf2, whose product is annotated as telomeric repeat binding factor a. Gene Ontology annotation, molecular function: double-stranded telomeric DNA binding; protein homodimerization activity; telomerase activity. Gene Ontology annotation, cellular component: nucleus; chromosome, telomeric region; shelterin complex. The transcript is spliced from 11 exons. Bases 1 to 1827 code for a protein of 608 amino acids. The record is from RefSeq and is a predicted model, not a curated record. Gene Ontology annotation, biological process: telomeric loop formation; negative regulation of telomere maintenance via recombination; protection from non-homologous end joining at telomere. NCBI's taxonomy places the organism in Eukaryota, Metazoa, Chordata, Actinopteri, Elopiformes, Megalopidae.
AUGGCGGCAAAAGAGAAAAUGUUGGAGAUACAUGAAAACGGAGCAGAAAUCGCUAGUUCUCGAUUAGAUUGUAUUAUUAGCCGCUGGAAUGUGGACUAUUAUAUUUUUUCUGCGCUUAAUGCUUUCAGGGAUGGGCGGUACACCGAUUUCUGUCAGUUUCGGGAUAUACUCCAAUGUCUGGUGGCUCGACCGCUGGAGCAUUCUGAGAACCUGGUCAAGAAGAUGCGUGUGAUGCAGUUCCUGUCCCGGAUCAACGAUGGAGACAAAUUGGACUACACGUUCGACUCCCAGGACGCGCUCACGCCGCUGGAGUCGGCCAUGCUCGUGUUAGACUCCAUCAGCCAGGAGCAGGAGGUUUUACAGCAGGAUCUGGAGAGGGUUCACAAGUCUGUCAGUGAAAUGCUGGUGAUCUUAUGCAUUAAGAACGGGGAGUUUGCCAAAGCCAAGGAAGUACUGACAAAUCACUUCCCCAAUGUCUCCGUGGGCAAGGAAGCCAUCCUCAUGGGUCUGGUGCAACAGAAGUCCACCUCUCACCCCGCCCUCGAGCAGGUCACCUACGAGCAGUUCAAAGCAGAGAUGCUGCAGUUUUCCGAGAGCCUGUUCACCAAUUCUGAGCCCUUCCUGUACAAGACUGCAAGAAAGCUUGUUGCCUUGAGGCCUCAGAUGGAGGAUGGCAGACCCUCAGACCACCAGCCAACCCCACAAGACUCGAGUCUGGUCCAUGCUCCACCCACUGAGCCAUCUGAAAGCGCAGCUACUCCUGGACCCAGUGAAACUGCAGGUGGUGUGCAGGUAAAGCUCAGUCUCCUCCGGGCCUGCUUUGCAGCCCUGGCCAAGGAGCACAGUGUGGACAUCCCCUUUGCACAGCUGGAAGAGGAGGUGGAGCGAGAGGUGCGGGAGGAGAACGCGGAUAUGGACCGGGUACCCUCUCCCUGUCAGGGCAGCCAUGCCCCACUGGGGUCUAACAAGCCGGAGGAAACAGCCUGGGCAGAGCGAGCCAGGCAGCACACUGUGGCCAGGCUGGUGGUGGAGGAGGACAGUCUGGAGAGUGAGCUGGAAUCAGUGGCUAGCCAAGAGUCCACAAACAUGAAGAAGAAACUCUUAGUCUCCCUGGAGCGGUCUGUAUCCAAGAGGCAACAGCCCUCAUCCAGCAAGGAACCACCCACAGCCAGCAGGGAAACGCCCACAUCCAAUGUGGCACCGCCCACAGCGAGCAGGGAAACACCCUCAUCUAGGAAAGAGCCACCCACAGCCAGCAGGGAAACACUCACAUCCAAUGGGGUACCGCCCACAGCUACCAGGGAAACAUCCUCAUCUAGGAAGGAACCACCCACAACCAGAAAAGAGUUGCCCUCAUCCAGCAGGGAACCGCCCAUGAGCCCGCCGUCUUCCCCCACAGUACCCUACAGGAAGGCUCGCAAGCGACCAGUCAGCGUUGCGCAAGUCAGGCAAAUAACAGACAGUGACGAGGACAUGUGUGACGCCUCUGACACCCCGGAGGACCUCCUGCCUGCGGCCGCACCCCCGCAGUCCUGUCAGUCUCCCAGGAAAUGGUCAGCGGACGUAUCGAGGGAGGAGAGGGAGGAGUGGAGCGAUGAAGAAUCUUUGUUCAACGUUUCAACAAAUAAUGGCUCCAGAAGAACUGAGAGAAGAGCUGGGCAGAAGAAGAUGUGGACGGUGGAGGAGAGCGGGUGGGUGCGGCGGGGAGUGGAGCAGUUCGGAGAGGGCAACUGGGUGCGCAUCAAGAACAGCUUCCCGUUCGUGGGGCGCACCACAGUCAACAUCAAGGACAGGUGGAGGACCAUGAAGAAGCUGAAGAUGGUUUAAGUCGGCGCAGCUCCCUGACCCCCACGCUCGGCGUCGCAGAGUGAUGACACGCUCUCACGCAGGGGAAUGACGGGUGACGGUGCGAAUCGCGAUCUCAUUGUUCCGCUUCCAGAAGCAAACUGCCAGAAAGGCAGGCUGCCUUAGAUCUCUGAAGGCCUUCCGUUUUUUGGUCAAGUCAGAUUUGUUCUCGAUUUGGUAGAUGGUUGUUAGGUUCCAGAGGACCUGUUUUUACAUUUUAACAGGCGACAUUAAUUUUCAUGCCUUGGUCGUCUAAUUUUUUUUUGAGUGCCAUAGCAACACACAGAAAUUCUUCAGACAGUGGACUAA